AUGAGUUUUGAGUGGCCCUGGCAAUAUAACUUUCCUCCCUUUUUUACACUACAGCCAAAUGUUGACACGAGACAGAAGCAGCUGGCAGCAUGGUGUUCGCUGACGCUGUCGUACUGCAGGCAUCACAAACUUUACACUGUGGACGUGAUGGAAGCUCAAGAAAGCCCUGUUUUCAACAACAAGAAGAUAGAACGCAAACUCUCUAUGGAAGCCAUUCAAGUUGUGUUUGAGGAAUUAAGGAAAAAAGGGAACUUGGAGUGGUUGGACAAAAACAAAUCUAGAUGUUUAGUCAUGUGGAGACGGCCAGAGGAAUGGGGGAAGUUAAUAUACCAGUGGAUUUCCAAAAAUGGCAUGGUCAAUACUGUCUGCACACUUUAUGAGCUGUCUAACGGCGACGACACAGAAAACGAAGAGUUCCAUGGUCUGGAGGAGUGGAUGCUGAUGCGGUCCCUUCAGGCUUUACAGUCCGAAGGCAAAGCUGAACUCAUCACUAUGGACGACAGCAAAGGCGUCAAAUUCUUCUGA
Molecule: messenger RNA, 525 nt
Organism: Knipowitschia caucasica
Lineage: Eukaryota; Metazoa; Chordata; Actinopteri; Gobiiformes; Gobiidae
Source: the annotation of a GenBank genome assembly